CGUCCUGGGGGAGGAGGGUGCCCUCGGGACGCGGGCCCCACUGCCUCGCUGGCCCCGCAGAGGCCGCUUCCCUGCACCUGAGCCCGUGGCCAGAACCCAAGAAUCUCCUAACGCAAGGGCAGAAGGGCUGGCCUGUCCAUCCUCGGAGCUGGGGCUUGGCCCCUGAGCCCGCACCCUUGCCCACCGGCAGUGUGGCCGUGGUUAUUUUGGGAGAGGUGACAAGCGCUCAUGGUCCUGGGAGAGGAGUGUCUUAGGCUGGGACUUAGGGCUGUAGGACAGAGACCAGGAGCCACAGCCAGUCCUGCUGCCAGGGAGGCAGAGCCUGCUGGCCGUGGCCAUUAUCAGCUGCCAUGGUCCGUGCCAAGGAUGUGAGCCGGGCUCAGGGAAGAUGAACAGCAGCCCCUGGCAGCCGCCACCGUCAGUGCCGUGCCAGGGAGUGGGCGGGGCCUGAGGCCAAGAGAGGUUCCUGGUGAGCCCGGCUGUCCUCCGGGGCUGACGUGCUGCCCUGCUGGCCUCCAGGCGGCGAGGGCCGUUCAGGCUCUGGUCCCUCAGUCAUUCGCAUCAAUAGAAGGUGCCAAGGGACAGGCGUUGCCACAAACAGUACUAUUUCUGUUUGGUUUGAGUCUGUUUUGUACUUAUAUUUGAAUAUUAUGGAAGCCUCUUCCAGGAGGAAGUACAGACUCAAUGAGCAAGCGUCUGCUCUAUGCACUGUCAUAGGAGCUGGGGACACAAAUGGACAAACUGAUAGCUGUAUGACAUGUCGGGUGGUGACAGACGCCAAUGAAGGGCAUGGAGGGUGCUGUCGGGAGCAGAGCCAUCAGGGAGGACUUCUGAAACGAGAUCCCACCUGCCCUUCAGUCUGAUGCCCAUCCAGCCCUCCGAACCCCCGGAAUGGAAUGAGUCCAUGCACGCCCUCCGGAUAAGUGUGGGCGGCCUUCCUGUGCUGGCGUCCAUGACCAAGGCCGCGGACCCCCGCUUCCGCCCCCGCUGGAAGGUGAUCCUGCCGUCCUUCGUGGGUGCCGCUCUGCUCUGGCUACUCUACUCCCACCACCCGGCCCCAGGCAGGCCCCCACCGCCCAGCGCCCGCAGCUGGAGGCUCAGCCAGGCCCCCGCUACCCAGUGCAAUGAUACCUACCCGCUGUCCGCCCCCCAGAGGACGCCGGGCGGGACUCGGUACCGGAUCGCCGUGAUCGCUGACCUGGACACGGCCUCAAAGGCCCAGGCUGAGAACACUUGGUUCAGUUACCUGAAGAAGGGCUAUCUGACCCUGUCCGACAGUGGGUACAAGGUGACCGUCGAGUGGGACAAAGGCCACGAGGUCUUGGAGUCCCACCUGGCAGAGAAGGGGCGGGGCAUGGAGCUGUCCGACCUGGUGGUCUUCAACGGGAGGCUGUACUCCGUGGACGACCGCACAGGGGUUGUGUACCAGAUCGAAGGCACCAAGGCCGUGCCCUGGGUCAUCCUCGCCGACGGCGACGGCACCGUGGGCAAGGGCUUCAAAGCCGAGUGGCUGGCUGUGAAGGACGAGCAUCUGUACGUGGGCGGCCUGGGCAAGGAGUGGACCACCGCCACGGGGGAGGUGCUGAACGAGAACCCCGAGUGGGUGAAGGUGGUGGGCUGCGGGGGCAGCGUGCGCCACGAGAGCUGGGUGUCCAGCUACGACGCCCUGCGGGCCGCCACUGGGAUCCAACCCCCAGGCUACCUCAUCCACGAGGCCGCGUGCUGGAGCGAGCUGCUGCAGCGCUGGUUCUUCCUGCCGCGCCGCGCCAGCCACGAGCGCUACAGCGAGACGGACGACGAGCGCAAGGGCACCAACCUGCUGCUGAGCGCCGCGCGGGACUUCCGCGACGUGUCCGUCCGCCGCGUGGGCCAGCUCGUCCCCACGCACGGCUUCUCGUCCUUCAAGUUCAUCCCCAACACCGACGACCAGAUCAUCGUGGCCCUCAAGUCCGAGGAGGACGGCGGCCGGGUGGCCAGCUACAUCACGGCCUUCACGCUCGACGGGCGCCUCCUCCUGCCGGAGACCAGGAUCGGAAGUGUGAAGUACGAAGGCAUAGAAUUCAUCUGAGCGCGGGGCGCGGGGCGCGGCGCGAGGCCGAGGGGGGCGCGCUCACGCCGCGUCAGGACUCAGCUUGAUAAACGCGGGACUGCACUUCUCUGUGGCGUUCCGUUUGUCCUGUCUCUGCUCGAGAGUCUGAGGUGCGCU
Pteropus alecto (black flying fox) is the source of this 2206-nucleotide messenger RNA. RefSeq names its product calcium activated nucleotidase 1 (gene CANT1). The record is from RefSeq and is a predicted model, not a curated record. Gene Ontology annotation, molecular function: GDP phosphatase activity; UDP phosphatase activity; calcium ion binding. Lineage: Eukaryota; Metazoa; Chordata; Mammalia; Chiroptera; Pteropodidae. Gene Ontology annotation, biological process: proteoglycan biosynthetic process. The coding region runs from base 863 to 2068 and encodes 401 amino acids. The transcript is spliced from 4 exons.